AUGUGGUUGCUGCUGCGAAUGUGGAGUUUAACGACGAGUUGCUCACGGUUAAGCGCUUGGGUGGACCCGGUGAUCGAUCGAUGCCUAAUGACCACCUGGCAUCACACUCACCAGCACCAGCACCAGCAGCAGUGUGAAAACGCAACGGUGAAUGAAAACCCUACGUCGGCAUACCGCACACGUAGCAUAUUCGACGUAUCAGCGUCCAGUGCAUCCUCCACCGCCUCUUCAGCAUUCCCAACACACUUUUCCUCAUCCUCCACCACCACCGCCAACAAUGGCGCAGGGAGUCAAUCAAGCAGCCUACACGACGCUUAUCAACAACACCCAUUCGACUCUACCCUCCCAGCGAUAAACAGUGGGAUGCGCUACGACCCUCCUUCUCCUUCCUCCCCUCCCCUCCCUCCCUCGUCCACCACGAACCUACCACCAUCAUCGUUCCACUCCGCCCACGCCCACCUAACACGACACACACGCUCACCAGCAUCCCGCUCCCGCCCCAGAUCACGUCCUCCCUCCUCCAGCUCUGCUCCUUUCCCACCGUCAUCCGCCGCAAAUGGGUCAGGCGGUAUGGGGCCUGCGAGGACGACUAGGGCCAGGAGGAAUAAUAACAUUUCAGGCACUUCCCCGCCUCCUUUUGGUGUUCACCAUGGACAUGGGAGGCCGCAUGCGAUUGUGAUCCCGGGGAGCAGGAUGGCUAGACUAGUGGGAUGGCGCGGGUAG
Laccaria bicolor S238N-H82 is the source of this 723-nucleotide messenger RNA. RefSeq lists its product as uncharacterized. Lineage: Eukaryota; Fungi; Basidiomycota; Agaricomycetes; Agaricales; Hydnangiaceae. The record is from RefSeq and is a predicted model, not a curated record. Bases 1 to 723 code for a protein of 240 amino acids. The transcript has a single exon.